Salvelinus fontinalis (brook trout) is the source of this 3426-nucleotide messenger RNA. Its product is annotated as ATPase family AAA domain-containing protein 2-like. The transcript has 20 exons. Bases 16 to 3252 code for a protein of 1078 amino acids. Gene Ontology annotation, cellular component: nucleus. Lineage: Eukaryota; Metazoa; Chordata; Actinopteri; Salmoniformes; Salmonidae. The record is from RefSeq and is a predicted model, not a curated record. Gene Ontology annotation, molecular function: histone binding; chromatin binding; ATP hydrolysis activity. Gene Ontology annotation, biological process: positive regulation of transcription by RNA polymerase II.
GCUGACGUUGACCCCAUGCAGGUAGACCAGACGGUAAGUCUAGCUGACGUUGACCCCAUGCAGGUAGACCAGACGGUAAGUCUAGCUGACGUUGACCCCAUGCAGGUAGACCAGACAGUAAGUCUAGCUGACGUUGACCCCAUGCAGGUAGACCAGACGGUAAGUCUAGCUGACGUUGACCCCAUGCAGGUAGACCAGACAGUAAGUCUAGCUGACGUUGACCCCAUGCAGGUAGACCAGACAGUGCGUUUUGACAGCAUUGGGGGACUGAGCAGACACAUCUCUGCCCUGAAAGAGAUGGUGGUCUUCCCUCUGCUUUACCCAGAGGUGUUUGAGAGGUUCAAGAUCCAACCACCAAGGGGCUGUUUGUUCUACGGACCUCCUGGAACAGGGAAGACUCUAGUGGCCAGGGCGUUGGCUAACGAGUGCAGUCAGGGAGAGAGGAAGGUCUCUUUCUUCAUGAGAAAGGGAGCAGACUGCCUCAGCAAGUGGGUGGGAGAGUCCGAACGGCAGCUCCGUCUUCUCUUCGACCAGGCUUAUCAGAUGCGGCCAUCGAUUAUAUUCUUUGAUGAGGUUGAUGGGUUGGCUCCCGUCCGCUCAAGCAGACAAGACCAGAUACACAGCUCCAUCGUGUCCACUCUCCUUGCCCUGAUGGAUGGGUUAGACAGCAGAGGAGAGGUUGUGGUGAUCGGUGCUACUAACCGUCUGGACUCUAUAGACCCAGCUCUCAGGCGACCUGGACGCUUCGACCGAGAGUUCCUCUUUGGCCUGCCUGACCGAGAGGCUCGGAAGGAUAUUCUGCAGAUCCACACCAGACAGUGGACUCCCCAGCCAUCAGCCUCUUUCCUGGAGGAACUGGCAGACAAGUGUGUUGGUUACUGCGGUGCUGACAUGAAGGCGGUGUGUGCUGAGGCGGCUCUGUGUGCCCUGAGGAGACGCUACCCUCAGAUUUACUCCACGUCCCAGAAGCUGGUUUUAGAUGUGGCAUCUAUCUCCAUCGGCAGCAGGGACUUCCUGUCAGCCAUGAGGAAGACAGUCCCAGCCUCCCAGAGAGCUGUGUCGUCCCCAGCCAAGGCUCUGACUCCUGUAGUCCAGCCACUGCUUGGUGCAGCCUUACAGACUGUACUGGAUACAGUUAGCAGGCUGUUCCCACAUGCAGAACAGGGGCUCAAGAGAGACAAGCGAGACAACGGUGUCCUCCCAGCUGGUGUUUUAGAUGCCGAUCUCCUGCACAGUGAAGAUGAGGACUCUGUCAGCCUCAACGGUCUCUCUCACAAGGCCAAGGCAGCUGGGGGCUUCCUGCAUUUCAGCAGGAGCGUGCUGAACCAGCCUACAUCGUACCGUCCCAGGCUGCUGCUAGCGGGGCGUCCUGGGUCAGGUCAGAGCAGUCACCUGGCCCCUGCUGUGCUCCAUGCCCUGGAGAAGUUCACAGUUUACACCCUGGACAUGGCCGUGCUGUUCGGCGUCAGCACCACCUCUCCUGAGGAGGCCUGCGCUCAGAUGUUCUGUGAGGCCAAGAGGACGUCCCCCAGUAUCCUUUAUAUCCCUCACAUCCAGCGGUGGUGGGACACGGUGGGGUCUGCUCUCAGAGCUACCUUCCUCAGCUUGUUACAGGACAUCCCCUCAUUCUCACCCAUCCUGCUGCUGGCCACCUGUAAUGUCCCCCACAGCAGCCUCUUCCCUGAGGUCCAGGACCUGUUCUGUGCUGAGUAUGGAGAGGUGCUCCAGGUUCAGGUCCCAACCCCACAAGAGAGAAGGAACUUCUUUGACGAUCUCAUCCUAAACCAGGCUGCCAAAGCUCCUGCAUCCAAGAAGAAAGCAGUGCUUGCAGCCCUGGAGGUGCUCCCCGUGGCUCCCCCUCUUCCCCCGAGAAUGCUGACGGAGAAGGAGCAGCAGCGAUUGGAGGAGCAGGAGGAAGACACUCUCAGGGAGCUCCGCCUCUUCCUGCGUGAUGUCACCAACCGCCUCUCUCAGGACAAACGCUUCAAGGCCUUCACCAAGCCCGUCGACCUGGAGGAAGUACCUGACUAUGCUACAGUUAUAGAGCAGCCCAUGGACCUGUCCACUGUCCUCUCCAACAUCGACACUCACAAGUACGUGACCGUGAAGGAGUUUGUACACGACGUGGAUCUCAUCUGGAAGAACUGUCUGGAAUACAACCCUGACAAAGAUCCUUCAGAUCGUCAGAUCCGCCACAGAGCCUGUGCUCUGAAGGACACUGUUCAGGCCAUCGUCAAAGACGAACUGGAUGAAGACUUUGAGAAGAUCUGCGAGGAUAUCAAGGAGUCCCGUAGCACAAGAGGUUGCUCCACUUCAAGGUUCGCUCCAUCCUACUAUCACGUUCAUCCCAAGACAAGAGCAGUGGAUGCCAAGAGCACCGAUGCAGCAGGCCCCUCUAAAGAGUCUACCGCUGCUGCUCCCUCAGCUGUGACCACACCACGCCCUUCAGCAGCUCAGAAGAAGAAGCGCAGGAAGAGCCGCUGGUGCAAUGGCAUCAUCAGGAAAAGGUCCUCUCCUCACACUUCUAAAGACCACUCUGCUGUGGUGGAGUCUGGAGAGGAGGAGGAGAGGAGAGGGGCAGAGAGUGAGGAGGAGGAGGGUGGUGAUGCUGCAGAGUCAGGCCUGGAGGAGCUGGAGAUCACCGGGGCUGAGGAGACCCCCAUGGAGCAGGAGGAACCAGCCCAACAGGAGAACCAGGACAGCCAGCCCAUGGAGAAAGACACUAAGGACAGCCGGACCACGGAGGAGGCUAGCCAGGCUACAACGGAGGCUACCCAGCCCAGGGUGGAGGAAGCUGUGGAGGCUAGGGCUGGAGACCAGAGCAGUGAGGGCACCCAGGACCCUGUAGUGGUGGUUGGCGCCCAGGAAAACCACAUCUUACCAGAAGGGGGAGACAAUAGGCAGGCGUCCACUACAGACAAAACUGAGCCUCAGAGAGUGGAAGUGGAGGAAGAGAAUACCACAGAAGUAGGAGUGAGGCGUGCGGCGCGGGGCUUGAAGUACCAGGGGAUGCAGCAGGUGAUGGAUGUUGACCAGGAGAUACUGGACCAGAAGACAAAGCCCCCUGUGGUGGAUCACAACAAACUAAAGGAGCUGCUUCAGAGAGCGGUGUCUAAGACUGAGGGAUAUGAGGUCUAUCAACUGGAGAAGCUAUACGCCUUGUUGUGUCAGAGUAUCUACAGACACCGCAAAGACUACGACAAGACUGCCCUGCUGAAGGAAAUGGAAAAUGAAAUUGAAGAUUUUUCAUAAUGAGUUUUAUACAAUAAAGAUGUAGCUAGUCAUGGAUUGCACGUAGUAUUUCCCCGUUGUCUAAAUGUAUAAAGAACAAGUCUAUAACCAUAUUUUGAUAGGAAAUACACAUUUGUAUAUUUCUAACAACUUGUAUACUCUUUCUUUUAUUUAAUUAAAGUGUUUUUUUUACAA